AAGAGGAGAAGAAUACGACUGAGUGAAGCAUAAAAAAAAUCAUAUCUAUUGUUCACGAUUUGCUGUAUUGAGGGCGAGCGGCCGAAGUGGGAAAAAAAAAAAAAAAACUCACGAUAAGCGAAAGCCCCUGGAUGAAAGCAGCACAGUAUGAACGGACUCAAGCUCCGGAGCUCACAGGGCUGCUGGACGUGCAGGCUGCGGCGCAAGAAGUGCGACGAGGCACGGCCCGUGUGCGCCGCUUGCGGAGGCCUGGAGAUCGACUGCCAUUACAGCGAUGCUAAGCCCGAGUGGAUGGACGGCGGGCCGCGCGAGAAGCAGAUGGCGGACGAGCUGAAGGCCCAGGUGAAGCAGAAGGCGAACGAGAGGCGCGAGCGGAAAUGGGGCCUGCUGCCUACCAUGACGGACUUCUCGCCCAGCGCGCAGGAGCAGCGCCAGGAGUCGGACCGUGUCAUGAGCGACGCUGGAGACCCCGUGCCUAGCGAGGAUGGGUAUAACCCCUCCAGCACGACAUUGAGCGAGUCAUCGCAGUCGCCUGCGGGGUCGAGCAGCACGUCGGCGUCGUCGCCGCCGACGAACGACGAGUCGCAGAUGAGCGCCGGACACCACCAGCCCGUGCGGCCCGCCGUGGGCUCGUUCCCGGAGCACAGGUCCGAGGUCGAGGUCAACUUCACCAUGAUCUACCUGGACUACGUGGUGCCGUUUCUCUUCCCGUUCUACCGGCCGUGCCUGCUCGAGUCGAGCCGCGGGUGGAUGCUGGUGCUGCUGAUGAAGAACCGCGCCCUCUUCCACACGGCGCUGUCGCUCGCCAACUGGCUGUACGCCGUGCUCUUCGACAGCCUGAACGGGCAGCACAGCGCCUGCCGCCGCGCCAACUGGGCCGAGCUCCAGGUGCACCAGGAGACCGCCAUCAAGGCGUUGCAGGAGGACAUCAAGGCGCUCAACGAGCGCGGCGUCGCCAAUGCCUUUUUGGAGAGCGUCGGCUGCAUGCAGAGCGUGAUCCAGCUCCUCGAGUUCGAUAUCGCCAUGGCCGACAUGUCGAAUUGGCAGGCCCACCACGAUGUCGCCGUCGCGCUGUUCGACCAGCUGAUUACGCACCACGCCGUGGCCCCCAUGGGAUCGUGGAUGUCGAUCCUAGAUCGCAUCGGGGCCCCCUUCUUCCGGGUCAGGGUAGAGAACGAACGGCACAUCCUCGCGUCCGACCAGUCGGCCUUCAAGUUCUACACGGCGUACCUUCUCUGGAUCGACGUGAUCGCCGCGACGGCCCUGGGCACGGCGCCCCGACUGCAGAAGUACCACGCCGAGCUCCUCCACGGCGACGACCCCGUGAUCCAGCUCGGCGACUACGUCGGGUGCGAGAGCUGGGUCGUGCUCGAGAUCGCCGAGGCCGCGGCCCUGGCGACCUGGAAGCGCGAGCAGCAUUCGAAAGGGUCCCUCUCCAUGAUCGAGCUCGUGCACCGCGCCUGCGCGAUCCAGACGCGGCUGCGGACCAAGAUGGCGUCUCUCCCGUCCGUGCCCACCUCCGACCGCGCCGGCAACAUAUACGACCCAUCGGCGUACCAUCCGGUGACGCCAUAUUCAGGAUUUCACGAAAUGCUCGCAGAAUCCUCCUCGAAGAAAUCCCAAGCCGUAUCCCUGCACACGCGGAUCUGGGCCCAAGCGACAAUGACCUACGUCAUGGUCCUCGCAUCCGGCCUGCAGCCAAGUCUCCCCGAGAUCCAGACCAGCGUGGAAGCGACCAUGGCCCUCCUCCGCGCGCUGCCGAGUCCGCUGGCCCUGCGCACCGUGAUCUGGCCGUUCGCGUUGACGGGCUGUCUGGCGCCGGCGGGCCAGGAGGCGUUUUUCACGGGCCUCGUGGCCGACAUGGGCGCCAUGCACGUCUUCGGCACCGUCAGGGAGGCGCUGAAUAUCAUGCAGAGCGUCUGGCAGCACCGCGAGAGCGGGUGUUGCGCUGAGCCGCAGAUGUGGGAUGUCGCGACGUGUUUUAGUGUUUUGGGACACCUUUCUCUCUUGGUUUGAGCGGAUAGAGCGGCUGUUGUUGGUUGUUGAAAUUUGACUGGACUGCUUGUUGAGUGAGAGAGAAGAUCCGACGCCACAGGCGUGCGUGUGUGUUACCGUUACUUGUACCAACCUAGGUACUCACAAUGUUCAUAUCUCCGAUUUCACAGCGCUUUGCUAGCGGUGGUAGAAAGAUGUUCGAAGAUUGAGUCUGCCAGCAAUAAAAGGGUAAAUUCCGUAUGAGCAGAAGGGUUCUACGAGGAGUAAAUUAGACAUUUUACGAAGCAGGCAUAUAUCUGUCACACGGCGGAAAUUUUGGAGGGAGCAUAUGGUUAUUAUGGUUUAUUGUUUCAUUUUGAAAUUCGAUUAAUUGACAAAA
This is a messenger RNA of Xylaria bambusicola, 2374 nucleotides long. Its product is annotated as fungal-specific transcription factor domain-containing protein. The record is from RefSeq and is a predicted model, not a curated record. The coding region runs from base 148 to 2016 and encodes 622 amino acids. Gene Ontology annotation, biological process: positive regulation of transcription by RNA polymerase II. Lineage: Eukaryota; Fungi; Ascomycota; Sordariomycetes; Xylariales; Xylariaceae. Gene Ontology annotation, molecular function: DNA-binding transcription factor activity, RNA polymerase II-specific; zinc ion binding; transcription cis-regulatory region binding. The transcript has 3 exons. Gene Ontology annotation, cellular component: nucleus.